UACUCACUAUUCAUUAGUCAACUGCAACAGUCGCACGUCAAUCGAUGGAUGAAAUCGACACCAAACUGUGAGCAACAUUUUGUCAGGCGGCAUUCAAAAAGCGGUAAACCAUCAAUGAUUGACCUUGGUUAACGAAUGAAGUGUCAAACUGAUAACACAUACAGAUGGGUCAUUUAAUAUUCAUUAAUAAAUGCAGCGCAGCUUGUGAAGAAGCCACUUCAAUAAAAUUCACAAAUAUAAUUUGCACAAGCUACAAUGAAUCGUGGAUUCUGGUCAACACUUGCCGAUUGCGAGCUCUCAAUCGCUACACGACAACUUUGAACUUUAAUGCCACAUUGAUUCAGCCAGUCACUGAAACUUCAAUCACAUUUCAGUUCCUUCAGAAAGCUAAUGGUUACAAGCCAUGGCUUUAUAAGUACACUAUUGAUGUCUGUCGAUUUUUCAAGAAGGCUUAUAAUCCGGUUGCCAUAAUGGUUUAUAAAAUGUUCAAAGAUUUUACAAAUUUUAACCAUACGUGUCCAUAUGAGACUGAACUAAUUUGUGAUGGCUUUUAUAUUAGCGAUGAUAAGAUACCAAUUCCUUGGCCAAGUGGUGACUUCCAACUACAAAUGCAAUUUACUUCGAAUAAGAAAAGAUUGAUUUUUGUGUAUAUAUACUUUCAUGUUGCCGAUGAUUUGUGAAAAAAUUAAGUAUGUAUACAUACACAUAUUUAUUGUAACAUAA
Drosophila grimshawi is the source of this 723-nucleotide messenger RNA. RefSeq lists its product as uncharacterized. Lineage: Eukaryota; Metazoa; Arthropoda; Insecta; Diptera; Drosophilidae. The transcript has 3 exons. The record is from RefSeq and is a predicted model, not a curated record. Bases 165 to 680 code for a protein of 171 amino acids.